Messenger RNA from Jaculus jaculus (lesser Egyptian jerboa), 1210 nucleotides. It is a transcript of the gene R3hdml, whose product is annotated as R3H domain containing like. The transcript is spliced from 6 exons. NCBI's taxonomy places the organism in Eukaryota, Metazoa, Chordata, Mammalia, Rodentia, Dipodidae. The record is from RefSeq and is a predicted model, not a curated record. Bases 90 to 854 code for a protein of 254 amino acids.
UCUUGGUCAUCGAUUGUGAAUCCCGAAGCCCACAACAGGCAUCAGCUCCGACUCUACCAGGUUGACGCGCCUGACAACCCCGGGCAGCUAUGCCUCCGCUACCCAGCCUGGUCGUGAGCCUGGUAGGCUUUCUUCUCUGGACAGGCCACACCGCGGGGGCCUUGACGAUACCCAAUGCCACACUGGCCGCGAUCCAGACCAAAGACACAGCUGUGUGGCCCCCGAAUGACCUGGGGGUGCCCCGGUACCGCCGGAAGCGCAGCAUCUCUGCCCAGGAUAUGAACACCUUACUGGAGUAUCACAACCACGCCCGGGCCACGGUAUAUCCACCUGCUGCUAACAUGGAGUACAUGGUCUGGGAUGAGCAGUUAGCCUGGUAUGCCAAGGCCUGGGCCACCCAGUGCAUCUGGGACCACGGGCCUUUACAGAUGAUGAAAUCCAUGGGUCAGAACCUCUCCAUCUAUUCUGGCCGAUACCGCUCCGUGGGAGAUCUCAUGAAGACCUGGUAUGAGGAGAGACGGUAUUACUCGUUUCCCACCCAGGAGAACUGCGCCCCACGCUGCCCUUGGCUCUGCAACGGCUCCGUCUGUACACACUACACCCAGAUGGUGUGGGCAUCCUCCAAUCGGCUGGGCUGCGCCAUCCAUACCUGCCCAAUCAUUAAUGUGUGGGGCACCACCUGGCAUCAGGCAACGUACCUGGUCUGCAACUAUGCCACUAAGGGCAACUGGAUUGGCGAGGCACCCUACAAGAUGGGCCGCCCCUGCUCUGCCUGCCCCCCCAGCUACCAGGGCACCUGCCGCAACAACAUGUGCUUCCCAGGGCUCAAGUCCAACAGGCUCCAGUGGGCUUGAGCUACACCAGUGCCUCGGACGCUCUGGCGGCCUCCUGCUCGCCGGGCCUCCCGCAAAGCCAGGAUCUGGAGGUGGGGCAUGGGGGGGCGCUCCACCCUUCUGGACUUUCCCUUCCUAUGCUCCCUUCCUUUAAUGUCCAGUAUGUAUCAGAAGAAAGUUGCCCUUCCCUUCCUUACUUCUUUUUCUUCUCUCUGAUCUCUAGGAAGAAGCCCUGUAACUUUGCGUUAGUUCAUUUCUUGGGAGAAUAAUAAUAUUGUGGCAGGUUAGGGUGCUGGACAAUCAGCGGUCAUUAGAACUCCCCAAGCCAGGGGCUCUGUCUAGUCCAUUGUCUACUGACAAAAAAAACAAAAAACAAA